This is a messenger RNA of Hansenula anomala, 681 nucleotides long. Its product is annotated as glutathione S-transferase family protein. The record is from RefSeq and is a predicted model, not a curated record. The coding region runs from base 1 to 681 and encodes 226 amino acids. The transcript has a single exon. Lineage: Eukaryota; Fungi; Ascomycota; Saccharomycetes; Phaffomycetales; Wickerhamomycetaceae.
AUGGUCAAAGUUGACGAAGAAGACCCAAAAGUAGGCCCAAUUGAAGCACCUUAUACAAAGUUAUAUAGCGUUGGUACUUCCAAUGGCCAAAAAAUCACAAUCUUUCUUGAAUUGUUAAAGAAGGAAUACAUUUAUAGAAAGAUUGACCUUUCAACUGAUGAACAAAAAGAGCCUUGGUUUAUUAAAUUGAAUCCAAAUGGUCGUAUCCCGGUGUUGAGUGAUGUUGAUUCUGAGGGUAAACGCAUAACACUCCAUGAAACUGGGGUUAUCUUGCAAUAUUUGGCUGAUAAAUAUGAUAAGGAGCGUAAAUAUUCUUAUGACCAUGACGAUCCUUUAUGGUGGGAGCAAUUACAAUGGUUAACUUUCCAAAUUGCUUCACAUUCACCGAUGCAAGGCCAAGCUCAUCAUUUUGUUAGUUUUGCUAAAGUUGUUAAUGAUUAUGGGAUCAAGAGAUAUUCAGAUGAGGCCAAGAGAAUCUAUGGUGUCUAUGAGAUCAGACUGAAAGAGAACAAUGGCUGGUUAGUUGGUGAUCACUUGAAUAUUGCAGACAUUUCAGCUUAUCCAUGGGUUUCUAGAUCAAGAAUGUUCAAGACUGAUCUAAGUGAAUGGCCACAUUUAGCUGAAUGGGUUUCUAAAAUAAGUUCAAUUCCAGGAGUGUCAAAAGGUCAAUCAGUUGAAUAA